This is a messenger RNA of Pocillopora verrucosa, 2117 nucleotides long. RefSeq lists its product as uncharacterized. The record is from RefSeq and is a predicted model, not a curated record. Gene Ontology annotation, molecular function: transmembrane transporter activity. Gene Ontology annotation, cellular component: membrane. Gene Ontology annotation, biological process: transmembrane transport. NCBI's taxonomy places the organism in Eukaryota, Metazoa, Cnidaria, Anthozoa, Scleractinia, Pocilloporidae.
ACCUCCGAGGAGAAGAGGAGAGUGUUAUCUUAAUCACGCCCAAUCCUCCUUUAUCGUUGAUAUGGAUACCGACGAGAUCCUGGAAGAAAUAGGAAGUUAUGGACUCUUUCAAAAGCGAAAUUCUUUACUUCUUGGCCUUAUAAUUUUCGUACUGACCUUCCAAACGGUUUCUAUGGUGUUUAUCGGGGGUGAGCCAAGAUGGCGGUGCAAAGGAAACAGCUCUAUAUGUACACGAAACGAGACGUUCAGUUCAUACGACGGCUUUUACAAAGCCAGAUGCAAUAUGAGUUCUGACGACUGGGAAUUUACCACCGAGUUCACAUCUAUCAUCACUGAGUGGAACCUUAUUUGUGGCGCAGAAUAUUAUGCAAGCCUGUCACAAUCUAUACUGUUCAUUGGGUGGAUUCCAGGAGCAUUUAUUAUUGGAAGACUGUCAGACAAGUUUGGUAGAAAACAAGUUCUUUUCCCUGCUGUUUUUUUUGUUGCUGUGUCUUCACUAGCAAGCUCCUUUGUUCCUGUGCUAUGGCUGUUUUUGACUCUAAGAGGAAUAACAGGGUUCUUUCAAGGAGGUGUUUAUAUAACCCUUUAUGUGCUUACAACAGAGUUUGUUGGACCAAAACACCGAAGUUUAGCUGGGACAGUGGUUUGGAUUUUCUAUACUUCUUCACUUAUGAUCCUGAGCGGAUUGGCAUAUGGAAUACGUGAAUGGAGAACUUUGUCAAUUGUUAUAUCUGCCCCAGCAUUUUUACUUUUGAUAUUUUGGAGGUGGGUACCUGAAUCAUGUCGAUGGCUGAUAGUUCACAGCCGAGUAGGUGAGGCAAGGAAGGUGUUUUCAUUGAUUGCUACCAUAAAUAAAAAACAGCUUCCCACUGAGAAACUUGCACUUGCAGAGAAUAAUCACAAUGCUGUAGAAGAAGGUGGAUUUUUGGAUUUGGUUCAUACCAGGAUCCAGCUUAUACAGACUGUUAUUCUUUGGUUUGCGUGGUUUACUAAUUCCAUGGUUUACUAUGGAGUACUUUUGAGUGUUGGAGUGCUAGGUGGAAACCUUUAUUUGAAUUUUUUCCUCACAAGUGCUAUUGAUAUUCCCAGCAACUUUUUCGUUAUUUGGUUCAUGAGUUGGGAAAAAGGAAUUUUGUGUAAAAGUUUUUAUGGUAGAAAGAGAGCUUUAAUCCUUUGUAUGAACCUGGCAGCAGUGUUCUGUAUCACUGUUUCUCUAAUUCCUCCAGAAUCUGAUUCAGGUAGCACAGCUGCACGUGUCAUUUUCACAGUCCUUGGAAAGUUCUGCAUCAAUGCGUCAUUCAGCACAAUUUACGUUUUCUCCUCAGAGCUCCUUCCCACAGUCAUCAGGAAUUUAGGAAUGGGAAGUAUGGCUGCAUUUGAUCAGGCUGGUGCUAGCAUUGCUCCAUUUGUGGUUUUACUGGACAAAACUCACCCCGUGAUCCCAUUUGCUGUGAUGAGUGGCUUUGCUUGUGCCUCUGGGUGCUUGUGUGGUCUUCUUCCGGAGACCCUUGGACGGCGGACCUUGGAGACAUUAGAAGACAUAUCCCAUGCAUCUCCUUUACACGACGAACUGCGUGACAGCGAUCAGAGUGAAGAGCAUCUAACUUCGUCGGUGUAAACCUUCCGUGUCUGGAACACAAUGACUUUGCCUCCUGCUGUGACUUAAUCAUUCAAUGUAAAAAGAUUGCAAAAGAAGCUCAUACUGAAUUGUUCAGCAGGGCUUACAUUGAAGAAAUGUAAAAUAGUUUCCGUGUUUACAUAGCCUGAUGUAAACACGCGGGAGGUUGGGAGAACACGAGAUAAGCGUAGGAAACCAUGACGCGAAGCGGAGUGGUUUCCAGCUUAUCGAGUGUUCUCCCAACCUCCCAAGUGUUUACAUCAGGCUAUGUAAACACGGAAACCAUUUUACAUUUCUUUUAUAAAAUAACUAAUGAAAGAGGAACGAAAUAUUCUGCAAAACUUGUAUACGCUUGUUUACAUACGCUCAUGUAAAAUGGUUUUAUGGCCAAUCAGAGCGCGCGUACUAUUUGAAUUAUUUUAUAAAGCGUUUUUUUAAAUCAUGACCUUGAAAAUGGCCAUUCUUUAAGAGCAUCUAUUCACGAGAAGAAAGCAUUAAA